AAUAAAAAAAUAAAAAAAAAAGUACAAAAAUGUAAAGGCAAUCCCAAGCUCUUCAAUCAAGGAAUCCCAACAAAAAAAAGAGGAUUUUGGUUGAUGAAUAGGGGACAUGUGUCCCUCCUUAUUAAUGAUACUGCUUUUAAUUUUCUCCCAAAGUAACUGACCAUUUUGCCUUCUCCUCCUUCUCCUCCUUCUUCCAUGUAAAACUUUUUCUCACCAUUCCAAACAAUCCAAUGGACACAAUUAUAGAAAGACCAAAAAUUUAUUUUCAAAAUGUUACACAAAAGGGAUAUUGAUUAUGCAUGUAGUACAGUUUCACUCCCCAAAACAAUCCAAAAAAAAAAAUCAAAUUUUUAUACUUCCCCACCAAUUUUCCCUUGUUGAUUUCCAUUUCCAUAUUUUCCUCUGCAAAGUUUAGUUUUUUUUUCUUUCUUUCUUUCUUUCUCAGAAUCCAUUUCUUACCAAGAACAACAAUGGAAAACCCAGUUUCAAGAAAGUGGUCACAAGAAAUGUGGUUUGCCAUUAUCACUUGUGUUGCUCUGUUUUUCGUUAUGUCUUGCUUUGAUUACUCGACUUUAAUGGCUGCCGACAAGAGGGUCAUCGCUCCUUCAGUCAACAAACAAGAAAACCCACUUGUUAUUCCCUCUACUGAGACCGUUUCUGAUCCCUGCGCCGGUCGAUACAUCUAUAUUCAAGAUCUUCCAAGUAGAUUCAACUCUGACUUGCUCAAGAAUUGCAGGCUCUUAACCAGAGGAACAGAGAAUUCGAUGUGUCCGUACAUUGAAAACCAGGGUCUUGGCCCUUUGAUUGAAGAUUAUGAAGGGUUUUUGUCUAACAACAGUUGGUUUAACACUAACCAGUUCAUGUUGGAAGUGAUUUUUCAUAACAAGAUGAUGCAUUACAGGUGUUUGACAAAAAAUUCUUCAAUGGCUUCUGCUAUAUUUGUACCCUUUUAUGCAGGUCUUGAUGUCAGCCUUCGUUUAUGGGAUUCCAACAUUUCAAAGAGAGAUUCUUCUGCUCGUGAUCUUCUUCAGUGUCUUUCCAAGAAACCCGAGUGGAAGAAAAUGUGGGGGAGAGACCAUUUCAUGGUGGCUGGGAGAAUUUCUUGGGACUUUAGAAGGCAAACUGAUAACACUACUGAUUGGGGUAGCAAGCUGAGGUUUCUGCCUGAGUCCAUGAACAUGUCAAUGCUUUCAGUGGAAGCAAGUUCAUGGAGGAAUGACUAUGCCAUUCCAUACCCCACUUACUUUCAUCCCUCGAAAGAUAGCAUGGUGUUCGAGUGGCAAAGCCGAAUGAAGAGCCGGCCAAGGCCACAUCUGUUCACCUUUGCUGGUGCACCAAGGCCAGACCUUACCAAUUCGAUCAGAGCAAAGGUUAUUGAUCAGUGCCAAACAUCAAAGUCGUGCAAAUUCAUUGACUGUGGUUCUGCUGAGAAUAGUUGUAGCAAACCAGUUAGUGUAAUGAGAGUGUUUCAAAGCUCAAUCUAUUGCUUGCAGCCUCCUGGAGAUUCAUACACAAGAAGGUCGAUUUUCGACUCCAUUUUAGCUGGUUGUAUUCCAGUUUUUUUCCAUCCGGGCACCGCUUAUUCUCAAUAUAAAUGGCAUUUUCCCAAGAAUCAUACCAAGUAUUCUGUGUAUAUUCCAGUCAGGGAUGUCAUGAAGGACUUAAAAGAAGGUGGCAUUGAGCAAGUGUUACUUGCCAUUUCCAAGGAUGAGGAAAUGAGUAUGAGAGAAGAGGUCAUAAGGCUUAUACCAAACAUAGUUUAUGGAGAUCCCAGGUCGAGAUUGGAGACUCUUGAAGAUGCAUUUGAUUUAUCAGUUAAGGGAAUGAUUGAGAGAGUUGAGGAAGUUAGGAGAGUGAUUAAGGAUGGUAAAGAUCCUAGUGUUGGUUUUGCAGAAGAAGAUAGUUAUAAGUAUACGUUUUCUCAUUAUUUAGAAUGAGCUUAUUUGGUUAAGUGGGAUAAUAUAGAAAUGAGUUUUAAGUACAAGUUUGUAUCAGUUAUACAAAAAAAAAAACAAAUUACUUCAGUGGAGAGUACACACUAAUAAAUGUAAAUUUCUUGUCAUUUUGCUCAAUGUUAUUAUUACUAUUUAUAAGUCAUUA
Messenger RNA from Humulus lupulus (European hop), 2100 nucleotides. RefSeq names its product probable xyloglucan galactosyltransferase GT14. The transcript has a single exon. The coding region runs from base 471 to 1937 and encodes 488 amino acids. Gene Ontology annotation, molecular function: glycosyltransferase activity. NCBI's taxonomy places the organism in Eukaryota, Viridiplantae, Streptophyta, Magnoliopsida, Rosales, Cannabaceae. The record is from RefSeq and is a predicted model, not a curated record.